AUGUCUUGUCAAGGCAGAAGGGUGGCUCUGUGCCUCAUAGCUAUUGCCAUCAGCAUCGCUGGAGUACAAGCUCUCAAUACAACAGCGGAUUCGGAUGUCCUCAAAACGUGGUGGCACAACACUGGUGAAAUCAACACGCAGACUCCAGUGCAGAACGGAAAUGUGCGCCAAUCCCACUUGUAUUCAAUUCAGGUCGGCGUUUCCGCCAAUACGACCUUUUACGACUCCUUCGUGUACGAAAGCAUUCCCAGGAACGGCAAUGGCAAGAUGCGUAUUCCUGGAGACCCGAACUCUAUCAGUGAUGUGGACGAUCAAAUCAGCAUCGAAGCUGACAUCGGCGUGGACAUGGCAUGGACUCAGUACCUCGCCGCUGUUGACACGGUCGUUAGAAUUACCAGGAAAGAUGGCGGCUCUGUCGAUGCAGCAGGAGUCAUUAUCCGGCCGACCACUCUAGGAUUCGCCAUGGAACAAGACGGAGAUGCCUUGCUCGUCCACGUCCCAUAUAGUGAAGAGGGUCACCGAUUCUCAGUCGAGUUCAACGACAAUUUGUGGCAGUAUCGCAAUGCCGGGCCAGGCACCCAAUCCCAUUACGUGCAGAACAAGAACCCUAACGGAAUGAGCUAUGUCUCAGAGUACGAUGAUACAAUGCCCGUCGUGGGCGUGGAGCCACUCAACGCUUUGUUGGUGUUUAUGAGCCCCUUUCCAGAGGAGAAGUAUAUCCCAGACCUGGACAAUGAUGUCUACACAGUUCCCGAGGGUUUGGUUACGGAUUUGACUCGGGUUCAAGAGUCGACUCUCUAUUUCCCACCGGGAGUCUACUGGUUUACAGGCUCAAACCACGCCAUCCUGUCUCCCAGCAUCACUUGGGUUUACCUGGCUCCUGGAGCGUAUGUGAAGGGAGCAAUCCAGUAUGAAAGCCAGGAACUCGACCUUCGGGCCACUGGAUUCGGUGUCCUUUCAGGCGAGCAAUAUGUCUACCAGGCCAAUACCACUCAGAGCUACGAAAAUGUCAAAUCUGACGAUAGCUCGUUGAAGAUGUGGCGUGGCCACUCUGCUGCAGGUGCAAAGUGGACUCUUCAUGGACUUACCAUUAAUGCACCUCCCUUCAAUAGCAUGGACUUCUACGGCGACACGAGCUCAUUCUCAGUAGAUGCUUCUGACUAUAAGCAAGUCGGUGCGUUCUUCGGCCAGACCGACGGCAUCCAGAUGUAUCCCGGAUCCCACGUUCGAAACGUCUUCUACCACGUUGGAGACGAUGUCAUCAAGACAUACUACAGCAAUGUGCUUUGUGAGAAGAUGACAGUCUGGAAAUCCAACAAUGCCCCCAUCGUUCAGUUUGGCUGGUACGCGCGCGACUUGGACAAUGUCACCGUGGAUUCCAUCGAGGUCAUCCAUACACGCUACAUUUCCCAAGAGACACCUUGGCCCCGGGCACUGGUAGCGUCAGCGGCCAGUUAUGAGGAUGACAAGUCCACGUCAACCGCCGAUAUUGCCAAACGUCUCUCCAACUACAAAGUCACCAACUGGCGCUGCGAGGGUAUCUGCCCCGCGCUGCUUGGCUUCAACCCUUUGCAGAACAUUGACAACAUGACCUUCUCCAAUAUCUGGGCCGAGAAGCUCGGUGCGCCAACGACAGGGGUGGGACGAAGCACUAUUCGAGUUUUCACGGACGGGGAUAACGGUAACCAGACCAUUGCCCUGGGGGAUCAGUCGCCUGGGAAUCUCGGCCUCGUGAUUGAGGAUUUCUUCGUGGGCGACGAGAAGAUCAGCUUUGAUGCGAAUAACUGGGACGCGUCUUCCUUGGGCCAGUUGGACAUUGAUGGCCACUGGCAGGGUCGUUGGACAGUGAGAUAA
Clonostachys rhizophaga is the source of this 1854-nucleotide messenger RNA. The record is from the annotation of a GenBank genome assembly. NCBI's taxonomy places the organism in Eukaryota, Fungi, Ascomycota, Sordariomycetes, Hypocreales, Bionectriaceae.